Messenger RNA from Cebus imitator (Panamanian white-faced capuchin), 2574 nucleotides. It is a transcript of the gene CCDC144A, whose product is annotated as coiled-coil domain containing 144A. NCBI's taxonomy places the organism in Eukaryota, Metazoa, Chordata, Mammalia, Primates, Cebidae. The transcript is spliced from 10 exons. The record is from RefSeq and is a predicted model, not a curated record.
AUGCACAGUCCUUUUAACCUAAAAAAUUCUGUUAGCCAAUCAAGAAUCAAGGAUGCAUUUCAUUUAUAUGAACACUUACUGGAACUUAAGAAUAAUGACUGUGAACGACUUACAGCAGAAAUUAAACAAAUGGGAAAUACGGUUAGUGUACUACAAAAGGAGCUAUCUGAAACAAAAAAGACAAAAUUGCAGCUAGAGCAUCAGAAAAUCGAAUGGGAACAAGAGCUGGGCAGUUUGAGACUUGCCUUAAGACAAGAAAAAGAGAAGAAAGAAAAUGGCGAUACAUUGUGUAAUAAAGUCAGUGAACAGUUAAGAAUAAAAGAAGAGGAAUGUAGGAAAAAGGCUGAAAUGACGCAGCAACUUAAAUGGACUCUGAGAAAACUCAUUAAGGAACUGAGGAUGGUCGAACAGCAGCGAAACAAUGCCCAGCAGCAACUUUCCGAAGAACAGAAUGCCAGAAUAUUACGAGAUCAGAUUCUGACCAGUAAACAAAAGGAGCCAGAAAUGGCUCAAAAGAAAAUGGAUUCUGAGAUUUCUCAUAGGCAUAAGAAAGAAAAGGAUCUCUUGUAUGAAAAUUGCAUGUUGCAGGAAGAAAUUGCCUUGCUGAGACUGGAAAUAGAUAUAUUAACAAAUCAGAACCAGCAAAAGGAGAAGAAAUAUUUUGAGAACAUUGAAGUUGUGAAAGAAAAUAAUGAUAACCUUCAAAAAAUUAUUAAACUAAAUGAGGAAACAUUAACAAAAACAAUAGUUCAGUACAGUGGACAACUGAACGAUUUGGCAGCUGAGAACAAAAUACUCAAUUCUGAACUGGAGAAUGAAAAACAAAACCAAGAAAGACUGGAAAUAGAAAUGGAAUCAUACCGUUGUAGACUGGCUGCUGCCCUACGUGACUGUGAUCAAAGUCAGACACAAAGAGACCUAAACCUUCAUUUCCAGAGAAUAAGACAAGAGUGGAUUGAUUUACAGGACAAAAUGAAGGCUGAUAUGUCUGACCUACAAGCUACGAAUGAGAUUCUUUCUGAAAAACUUUCUAAUGUUGAAAAUAAAAUCAACAGCCUACAAAUUCAGCUCCGUAACACAAGAGAUGCUGUUGAAGAAAAGAAUUUGAUUUUGGAAGGUGUGCAAAGAGACCUCAGACAAACACAGUGUCAGAAGAAAGAAAUUGAACAAAUGUACCAAACUGAACAAAGCAAACUGAAGAAAUCCAUUGCAAAGCUGGAAUCUGUAGAGGAGAGAUUAUUUCAACUACAAAAUGAAAAUACGUUGCUUCGACAGCAACUGGAUGAUACUCACAAGAAAGUGAACAGACCAGAAAAGACAAUCAGUACUCUCCAUGACCAGCUUCAGGCUGUUGCCAGAAAUCUUCGAGCUGAGAGUGAAAAGCAGAGUCUUCCACUACAAGAGAAGAACAAGGAAUUCCUGGAUGAAUGUUAUUAUUUUAAAAAAAUAAUGGAUCAGUGUGAGAAAGAGAAACCAGGAAGAAAAGAUGACCUUACAGAAGCACAGGAAACUGCACAAUCACAAUGUCUACAUGUGGACCCAGUGAUUCUUCUUCAGCAGACACUAUUCUCUACGACAGCAUUAAGAAAGAAAUAUAAAACACUACAGAAAGAAAAUAUGCAGCUGAAACAGGAAAUUAUAAGUCUCAAAAGUAAUAAUGAGAGAAAUACGUUAAAACGUGGUGAAGCUGAACGGUAUGAAGUGCUGAUUGAAGGAAGAUCAGGACAGAAGAUAGUAGAAAAGUUAAACGAAAUGCAUCUCCUCUUGCAGGCUCAAGCAGCAUCUCUAGAAAAGUUUCUGCAAAGGCUGAAUGAUUUUGCUUCAGAAGGAGCUCAGAUGUAACUGAAAAUCCAAGAUCUGGAAUCUGAACUCUCCAGAAUAAAAACUUUGCAAGCUGCUGCUAAUAAAACAGAAUUACAAAGGUUUCAGGAACUCUACCUAAAAGAAGCAAAAGCUGUAAGAUCCUUGUCAAAAGAACUGAGAAGAACCAAUGAGAUGAUAGCAGAGGUCAGUACCCAGCUUACUGUGGAGACGGAGAAGACCAGAUAUCCAGCCACUGCUUCUCCUACAAGGUCAGUCCUCGAGUCACCUUCUGUGGGAAAUCUUAAUGAUAGUGAAGGUCUCAACAGAAAACAUAUUCAAAGAAAAAGCUUUCUAAAACUAUAAACCCAAGACCCUUUCUUAUUUCAGAUGCAGCAGAAGUUGGAAAAUGAUAUGCCUAUAGGAGCAGCAGCUGCUGCUAAAUGUGAACCUGGAUCCCAUAUAGCUUCUCUUCUAGGAUUUGCACAUGAGGCAAUUGUGAAGCAAGAAUCAGUUUUGGAAGCAGCAAAAGAAUAUGCACAGAUUGUGAACAGAAAGUACAUGAUCUGAAAGAUAAGGCAAUUUUAUUUCUAGGCUGUUCACUUGAUAUUUUGUUUCCCAUUAAAUAUAUGAUGUGAACAUUUUUAUUAAAGGAAAAUAUUUCAUAUUAUGCAUGUCUGAUCAGAAUUUAUGUAGUAUUUAAAAAAAUGUUUCUUGGCCUCUUCAGCUAACUUUUCAGUGGAUUUUACAAAUGAAAAUCAGUAUUGAAUUUUA